This is a messenger RNA of Pedinophyceae sp. YPF-701, 6525 nucleotides long. The record is from the annotation of a GenBank genome assembly. NCBI's taxonomy places the organism in Eukaryota, Viridiplantae, Chlorophyta, Pedinophyceae.
AUGGCGUCAACGAGCCGCUUUCGCAACACGCAGAAGCGGAAGAAGUGGGCCGAGACCGGCGUGCGGUUCAGUUUAGAGUACACGAAGCUGAUUGAGCCGCUAGAAGACGCCGGCGGUCCCGAGGGGGCAGACGCCCUCGCGCGCGCGCUGCGCUCCUUCUGCGACCUCGGCAGCACCUACGCGGAGCUCGAGGACAUCAAGACGCUCUCCUCGGCCUUCCACAAGGCCCUCGCGACCGCGCGUGCGCACGACGACGCCCAGGCCCUCGCGGCCCCGCUCGUCGGCCUCCUCUUCGAACGCAACAGCAAGCCCCUGCACCGCGCGCUGCUGCAGCAGGCCCUGCUUCCAAAGCUGCGCGAUGCCGACGCGCAGGAGCGCGCCGAGGCCGCGAUCGGCGCCGCGGUGCGCGCCGUCGCGUCCUCGCACGCCCGGCGCGCCGCGCACGCCCUCUCCGCCGGCGCCGUCGCCCCGGGAACGCUGCUGGUGGAGCCGCAGGCGUCGCUGGCGUCGAGCCACCUCAAAGCCCACCUCGCGCCCGUCGCGACGGACCUCGCGCUGUACUUCGCCGCGGCCGUCGACGCCGGCGUCCGCGCCGGCCCCGAGGGCGUCGUCGCGCGCGCGGCGGCGGGCGGCGGGGGCGGCCCGUCGCCGUGGAUCGAGGACCUGCAGGAGUGCCUCUCGACGGCGUACUACUUGGUGCAGGCGCACGGCGAGACGAUGUGCGCGGACCGCGACGGCGCGCGCGCGGUGGCCGCCGCCGCGCGCACGGCCCUCGCAGUGCUGCAGCGCACCGUGCUCCCGCAGGAGUCCUGCCUGACGGCGUCGGCGCUGCUGUGGGGCGCGGCUGCGCUGCCGCAGCUGCCCCCUGCGCGGACGGCGCGGCUCCUCGCCAGCGCGCUGCUGCCGCAGCUGCUGGGCGGCGACGACGCGAGCCCGGAGCCGGACAGCAUCGUCGACGCGGCGCUGCGGGGCGACGGGACGUCGCUGGCGGCGGAGUUCGCGCGAGUCGGGCCGGUGGGGAUGGCGUGCGCGGUGCGCGGCGCCGUGACGUCGCUCCCGGCCGCGGUCGUGACGUCGCCGGUGGACGCCGGGGGCCGCGAGGGCGUGCUGGGGCCGACGCUGAUCGUGCGGUGGGCGGCGUGCGCGAGGGAGGCGGAGGAGGCGCAGGUGAAGUACCACGCGGUGGCGACGCUGCAGGCGGUCAUCGCGCAGGCGCGGAAGGUCGCGGGCGCGCGGGGGGGGGUCCCGGCACUGGACGAGAGCGGGGUGGACACGGUGCUGGGGGCGAUGUGGGCCGCGUUCGAGGACCCGCUGAUGGGGCCGUCGAAGAACGCGCAGCUGGCGUUCGAGGACUUCGUGGACCUGCUGGACGCCACGGCGCCGUCGUCGUGUGCAACCGGCAGCUGGGGGCUGCGGAUCGCGGAGCACCUGACGUCGCUGGACGAGGGCGGCGCGCGGUGCGGGAAGCGCGGGUUCGGCGGGCCGAUCGGCGCGCGGGCGCGCUGCUGGCCGCUCAAGUCGCUGUGCGAGAAGUGCGGCGCCACGACGGUGCUGGAGCUGAAGCCGGCCUUGUACAGGGACACCGUCGCGGCGAUGGUGGACAACUCGACGGCGACGCCGGCGAGCAACCUCCUGGGCUCGCUGCUGUCCGGGUCGAUCGCCGGGAGCCUCGCGAGCUGCGCGGACGCCGCGGUGGACGCGCCGGCGCGCCGCGCGGCCGUGGAGGGCUGGUCGCGCGCGUGGCGCCCGCACGUCGUCGCGGCGCUGCUCGGCGACGACGCCCGCUUCCGCAUCAACGUCGCGCAGUACGCGCUCCCCCAAAUCUUCCGCCUGAAGGACGGCCCCACGAUCCUCGCGCUGCUCUUGCGCGACCUCGUGCGCGACGCACGCGCCGCGGACGGGCGCGCCUCGGACGAGACCGUGGUGGGCGCGGUGAUGUCGGCGCUGCGCAUUGCGCGGCGCGAGGGACUGGUGUCCAGCCUCGAGGAGGUUGUGGGGCCCGGGAAGCCGCUUCCGGAGGGCGUCAUGGUGUCCGCGCUGUGCCACCGCUCCGAGGACCUGCGGAUCUCGGCGACGGAGCUCCUCGCGGUGCACGCCAAGCCCGCGGAGCUGCCGAGCGCUCUCGAGCUCUCGCUCCUGCGCCGCGGCGUGGCCGCCGCGCUGCGGUCCCCGGCGACGUCGGCGCGGAACCGCUGGCUGCCGCUGAUCGGCAACAAGCUGCUCCCGCGCAUCCAGGUCGCGGCGCAGGGGGCGCUGGGGCGCGCGGCGCGGGAGGAGCGCGCGUGGCGCAAGAAGGCGAAAGCACCCCCCGACGCGCAGCCGGAGCUGACGGCGCCGACCGUGGCGCUGCUCGCCGGCGUCGGGGAGUGCGAGGGCUUCGUGCAGUGGCUCGCGGCGGCGAGCCUGACGUCGCUGUACCCCUCUGCGCCCUACACGCGCCGCAUCGUUGCCAUCGAGGUCCUGCGCGCGAUCCUCGACCUGUGGCCGCCGCAGGGCGCGCCGCCGACGAAGAUCUCGGAGGCGAGCGCGCGUGGCGCGAAGAUCACCGCGAGCGCCGCGGCCGGCGCGCGGGCGUUCCAGGCGCUGCCGCAGGGCGCGCUGGAGCCCGCAACGUGCCGCGCGCUGCUGGGCGGGCUGACCGACAGCUGGGACCGGUUCCGCGACUGCAGUCUCGCGGUGCUGAGCCGGCUCCCGCGGCCGCUGCCGGGCCUCGGGGCGGGCGGCGGCGCCACGCGGACGGCGCGGUGGGCGUGCACGCUGCUGCGGAGCCCGCGCGCGAAGGACGGCGACGCCGGAGCGCGCGUGCUGCGCCUGCUCUACCUGUGCUACGCCCGGGGCCUCGGCUGGGACAUGCGCGCCGGGGCGGACCCCGCGACGCAACAGUGCGAGCCACCGCCCCCGGAAGAGCAGGCGACGACGCGCGCGAAGCGCGACACGCUCGGGCUGUCGCAGGCCGACCCUUUGCGGGCGCAGCUGGCGGCGCUGUCGUCGAUGGUGGGGGGGUUGGAGGCUGAUGUGGCGCGCGCCGAGGAUGAUCUGUACGCGGCGUGCAGCGCGUGCCUGGCGCACGGCUCGCUGCUCGCGCUGCGGUACUGCGUGGAGGAGACGGACUGGGUGGCGGCGGGGAAGGCGGCGGGGCCGGUGCGGGCGGACUGGCGCGCGCUCGUGGUGCGGAUGAUGGACGCGAUCAGGGGCGCGCUGCGCGUGGCGCUCCCGCCGACGGCCGAGGUGAAGAAGUACAACAUCGAUGCGGGGGAGGUGCAGCAGGGCGCGGGCGGCGGCGACGACGACGGCAGCGACGUGGAAAUGGACGGGGACGGCGACGGGGACGGCGGCGGCGGCGGCGUGGCGUCGCUGGGGCCGCGCGCGCAGGUGAUGGUGAUCGGAUCGUGGCUCACGAUCAAGGAGGCCGCGCUGCUGGUCGCGGAGGUCGCCCGGCAGCUCCCCGCGCCCGAGGACCGCACAAUAGACCCCCCAGGGGAGGGGGGGUCCGAGCCGCAGCGCAAGCGGCCCGCGGCGCCGGACGAUCUGCUCCCCGCGGAGGUCCUGCUGUCCGUGGGCGAGAUGCUGAUGCACACGAUGCGCGAAUCGAAGCACCGCGGCGCGCUCGAGAAGACCGGCCUGGCGCUGCAGGUCGUCGCGACGUCGCUUCGGCGGUCGCGGUCGCCGGCGCUGUCGCGCGUGCCCGACGAGUGGGAGCGCGCGACGCUCGCGCACAUUCGGCGGCCGGGCCAGGGCCUCGACGACGUCACGCGGCGCUCCGCGGGGCUGCCGUACGCCGCGCUGGCGCUCGUGCGGUCUGAGCCGCCGGGGGUGCCGCGCGCGGCGCUGCCGCGAUGCGUCGAGGCGCUCCUCGGCGUCGCGGAGGACGACGGGAGCGGGAGCGCCGCGGGGGCGUGGCCGCGGAUCCACGCCUUCAAUUGUUUGCGGGAGAUCUUCCAGUGCGCGUCGAUCACCGCGGACACCGCGGCGUACCACUCGCGGGCGCUGGCGACGUCGAUCCGCGCGCUCGCGGCGCCGCAGUGGGAGGUGCGCAACGCGGCGUCCCUUUCGUUCACCGCGCUGGCAAUCAAGAUUUUAGGGUUCCGGAACAACGCGUCCGACCUGGCCUCGCAGCGCGGGCCGGGGUACAUCUACGGCGCCGAGGUCGCAACGGGUGGCGGCCGCCGCACGCUCACGGCCGCGGAGUUCUUCGCCCGCUACCCGUCUCUGCACGGGUUCAUGCUGGGGGAGCUGCGCGCGGCCGCCGCGUGGAGCGGGGGCGGGGCGCUGUCCGUGCACCCCUCGCUCUUCCCCGUCCUGGCCGUUCUGUCGCGCCUGAGGCCCUCGCACGCGUCCACCGCACCGGCGCCCGGCGGGAGCGCGGUGACGGCGGACCUGCGCGCGUUCCGCGAGACGUUGCUGCGCUGCGCUGCGCGCGCGCGGCACGCGCACGUGCGGAGGCUUGCGGCCAUGGCGAUCGCGGCGCUCGUCGGGCGCAAGGACCUGCGCGCGACGACGGAGGAAGCCGCGGCGGCGCUGGCCCCGGGCGCCCCGAACGGACUCAAUGCCGCGCACGCCGCGUUGAUGAUCCUCGACUGCCUGUGCGCCGACAUCGACGCCGCGGGGGCGGCGUCCGUGAUCGACGUGCUGCGCCCCGUGCUGCUGCGCGCGCCGUCGGGGCAAAACGCGUGGGUGCUCGACCCUCGGAGCGCCCCGCCGCUGCUCGUCGCGGCGGGCCUGCGCGUGCUGCGGUCCCUCGCCGGGGCGGUCGCGCGCGACCCCGACGGCGCACCGGACGGCCUCGAGGGCGCCUGCCUCGACGUCGCGGACGCGGCGAGGGCCGCGGUGCACACGCUGCUCGCGCACGAAGCACGCCGCGUCCAGAGCGCGGUGCGUGCGGGCGACACGGCUCCGGAGCGGCAGCCGGCGGACGGCGCCGCCGUCGGCGCGGGCCUGAUGGUGCGCGAGGCGGCGGAGCUGUACCUGGGCCCCGAGCUGCGGCUGAUGCUGCUGCGGUGCUCGCGACCAUCCAACGCCGCUCACUACUGGCCCGUGGAUGCAUCCGAGGUGGUGUUCGUGGCCACGUCGGUGCCGGUGCCGCAGGACGCGCAGGCAGGGGCGCUGUCCGCGGUGCUCCGCACGCUGGCAGCGCCGGAGGCGCGAGACCCGUCGCUCCCUCUGGUUCGCAGCGCGGCAGACCUGUCUCGGUAUCUGAGGACGCUGGUGACGGACCAGUCGCACUACGAGGUCGCUGGGCUCGCGAUCGAGGUCGGCGAGGCCCUGCGGACGCUGCCCUGCGCGGCGCGCCCGCACGAGGAGGAGGCCGCUGCCGCCUGGGCGCAGCGUCUCGGGGCCCUGGCCAGCGGCCCCGCAGGGCAGCACCUGUGCGUGGGAGCCCCGGCGCUCAUCGCGCGCGCUAGCGCGAUCGCCGCGAGCGCGACGGUCCGCGGCUGGGACGUCGCGGCCACGACGCAGUGCGUCGCGCGCCUCGAGCGCACCUCACGCCCGUCGGAGAGCGCGCAGGACCGCGAGGGCGCGGCGGCAGAGCUGCGGGCUCUGGCGCUGCUGAGCGCGCUCUUCCGGCCCGGACGUGAGCACCUCCAGCUGCGCGUUCUCGCGCUGCGAGCGUGGGGCGUGGCGCUGCGCCUCCUCGAGGACGACGAUGAAGCUGUGCGCAUGAUCGCGGCAGAGGCCGUGGGGCGAGCGCUGGAGGCGUCCUCGGGGCAGGAGGCCGCGCCGUUCGACGCGCUCGCGGAGGCGGCGGGGACGACGGGGGCAGCGGCGACCCGCGACGCGCACCCCGAGGCGCUGCUGCGCAGCGCCGUGGCGCGUGUUGUGGCAGCUGCGCUCGACCUCGGGACGCCAGCCCGGGAGAUCGUGCACGCGUGGGCGCACCGGCAGCUGCGCGGGGCGUUCGUGGCUGGCGUGGAACAAGCCGACCUUGACGGCGAUGCGGCUGCGGCUGCGGGCGAGGAGGGGGGGCUUCCGGCGUGGGCGGUGCAAGCGCUCGGGGCCUCGGAGGCGCUGGUUGCGGAGGCGUUCCCCGAAGAGAGUCGCGUGUUCGACCGCGAGCUCGACAACCAGCACCAGGAGUGUCUGUUGUUCAGCGUGCUGGUGGAUGCCGCGGUGGAGGCCGCGCGCAGCGGCAGGCGGUCGCAGGACGUGGCGGUGCACUGCUCGCGCGAGGCCCUGCGGUCCGGCCCGCGCGGCUGCCUGAGCAUGGUGCGCCACGUCGAGGACGCGUUGAGGGGCGACGCGGCGUACGUGCAGGGGGGGGCUGGCGUGGCGGUGGCGCAGGGGUCGUGCGGGGCGGCGGUGUUCAGCCGCGCGAUGGCCGCAGUGCGGGACCUGCGGCUCGCGCGGCGCCUCGGGGCGUGGAGUCCCGGGGAUGGCGACGUGGGAGAUAGAAUCGGCCAGCUCGUCGCGGUCGCUGCGGACGUGGAGUGCCACCCGCUGCUGGCGGCCGCGUUGCGAGACCUGGUGGCGGUGGAGCCGGGGCAGGGCGCGCACUGGGCGGCGUGUGGGCUGGAGCUGCUUCUGUGA